GCGCACUGUGACGAAGCACAGAAGCUCCGCCUCCCUGUAACAAGAGAUGCAAAGAAACCAGCCGAUGUUUUCAUGAGACAUCAAUGCAUAUUACAUUACACAGGCUGCAUAAAAGAGCGACAGACUCGUGUCAUUCAGUCUGUCAGACAAACGAAACCCAGAUGAAAUGGAGACGGAUGUACUGUUGAAAACGAGAAACGCAUGACGGCGUGGAUGCUUUUGUCGUCGAAUUAAAGCGGACGUGUGCAACCUCACGUUGGUAAAUAAAUCGUCUGGACGAAAACCUCAUUCAGGUCGAGCAUUUUUUUUUAUUGUAAUAUUUUACGCGAAUGUGGUCAAUAAUUGAAAGACAUUGGCUGUGCACUGUUUUGAUCGGUAAUGUUUGAGUACUUGUUUGUUUCUGAUGAGGUAUAGAGCUUAACACUUUCCAGACCUUCAAGUUGCUAAUGGAGAUAAUAGAGACCUGACAUGAACUCUAAAGUGCCCUUAAGAGGUGUGACGGACUGAAGACUGUUGUGAAGGCCUCGAGCAUACAGUACACGCGACUCUUUCGAGCUCCAUUGACUUCCAGCACCACGGACAGCGAGCAUGACGCGGUUACGCAGGAAAGCGUGCGUGGCUCUUCUUCUCUUCACGCUCUUCAUCUUUGGCACUAUGAUGGGCUUGCGAACCCUCAAACCCACUGACGGUUUCUCUGACCUCGCACCAGGUAUCGAGUUAAUGCCUUUAGUUGGAGAGAGAAUGGAGCAGAGACUCGUUCGUGCCGGUGACUCGGCGGGUCAAACCGCUGUUAGCAGUGACACAAAGAUCGUGUUCUCCAACUCCGGUCCCGACCACAGCAUUUUCUACGACAUACACAUCUUCUAUUAUUUAUGGUAUGGCUCGGCACAGAUGGACGGCAGUUAUAUACACUGGGACCACGUACUAGUACCGCACUGGGACCCUAAAAUAGCUGCAAGUCAUCCUAAAGGUCGACACAAUCCUCCGGACGACAUUGCGUCCAGUUAUUACCCUGAACUGGGAGCCUACAGCUCCAGGGAUCCAGAUGUCAUUGAGUCGCACAUGGCACAGAUUGAAGCUGCAGCUGCAGGUGUUGUGGUGCUUUCCUGGUACCCGCCUGGUGUGGCAGAUGAACAUGGCAAAGCCUCAGAAGAUCUAGUGCCUGCUGUGAUGGACGCUGCCCAUAGACACAGUAUCAAGGUUGCGUUUCACCUGCAGCCAUACAAAGGCCGAACGGACCUCAGUGUGCAUGACAACAUCAAAUACAUCAUUGACAAAUAUGGCAAACACGGUGCUUUCUACAGGUUCAGGUCGAGCACCGGAAGGGUCCUUCCCCUCUUUUACGUGUACGACUCGUACCUGACACCAUCCGAGUCCUGGGCUGAGCUGCUGACCGCUCGCGGCUCUCACAGCGUCCGAGGAACCCCUUACGAUGGCAUCUUCAUUGCUCUUAUCGUAGAAGAACGUCAUAAGGGGGACAUCCUGUCUGGUGGUUUUGACGGCAUGUACACUUACUUCGCCUCCAACGGUUUCUCCUUCGGAUCUUCGCAUCAGAACUGGAAAGCGGUCAAAGCUUUCUGCGACAAGAACAACUUGCUGUUCGUGCCCAGCGCUGGGCCCGGUUACGUGGACACCGCCGUUCGUCCCUGGAACAAUCACAAUACACGCAACAGAGUGAACGGACGAUAUUACGAGACCUCUUUGCAGGCGGCGAUGUCCGUCAGGCCUGACAUCAUCACGAUAACCUCAUUUAACGAGUGGCAUGAGGGAACUCAGAUCGAGAGGGCCGUGCCCAAGAAAACUGUGGCCCGUCUGUAUUUGGACUACAAACCCCAUCAACCGGACCAUUACCUGGAGCUCACUAGAAAGUGGGCGGAGCAUUUCAGUAAAGAGAAAGAGCAGUGGCUUAUGUGAUUGGACAUUACGUCUCUGAAUUGUCUUCAUGCUACCAUUAUCAAUUACUAUCCGUCAAUUCAUUUAGAUGUUAAAGGCAGCUAGUUAACAUUUGAUUAACUGAUACGUUUCUUUUACUGUACGUUUUCUUGCUGACUGAAUGAUGCAGGUAUUUAAAUGUUCGCCCAAAAAUUCUGCUAUUA
Misgurnus anguillicaudatus (oriental weatherfish) is the source of this 2096-nucleotide messenger RNA. NCBI's taxonomy places the organism in Eukaryota, Metazoa, Chordata, Actinopteri, Cypriniformes, Cobitidae. The record is from RefSeq and is a predicted model, not a curated record.